This is a messenger RNA of Contarinia nasturtii (swede midge), 2087 nucleotides long. RefSeq names its product choline transporter-like protein 1. Gene Ontology annotation, molecular function: transmembrane transporter activity. The transcript is spliced from 12 exons. Lineage: Eukaryota; Metazoa; Arthropoda; Insecta; Diptera; Cecidomyiidae. Gene Ontology annotation, cellular component: membrane. The record is from RefSeq and is a predicted model, not a curated record. Bases 73 to 1884 code for a protein of 603 amino acids. Gene Ontology annotation, biological process: transmembrane transport.
UUGAAAAUUUGUGAAGCAAUUCAUCUGAUUUUAUAUUGGAUUUUGGUUUGAACACUCGUUUUUUAAUUUGUUAUGAGUGGGAGUUCGAAUAAAGCAAGAGUUGCACCAGAACUAGGAGAGGAUGAAAGGGCUCAAAAGAUUCAAAAUGCAUUUGACAAUAUUCUAUGUAAAAAUCGAACGCACACGGACGUCGUAUUUCUGCUGACGUUCAUUCUAUUCAUCACAGUAUGGCUUGGAUUAAUGGGUUAUUGCAUGUUGAAUGGCAACAUGUAUCGAAUUUUAAAUGGAUAUGAUAACUGCGGCAAUAUUUGCGGACGCAACAAUAUAUUUGCUGAGGUGAAUGGUUCGAAUUGUCACGGAAUGGAUAUGACAAUGCACAAAUACUUGCGUGUACAAUCAUGGAGCUUGGAUUCCGUUGACAGUGAUCACAUACAAGUCAAUCGCAUUUGUGUUGAAAACUGCAGCAAUUAUUCUGGAUUUGAAACUGUUUUAAAUCGAUGUGUACCGCAACGACAGCCACCGUCAGCAUCAACACCAUCACAGGUACAGAUAGAUCAACAGGAAUCACUCACCUCAAAAACGGGAAUACAGGACUUUUUCCAGGAGGUCGCCGAGGACAUUUAUUCAUCAUGGAAAGAAACAUUGUACAUGUGUGCAAUCGCCUUUGUAUUUUCUAUCAUAACAUUGGUGAUGUUCAAGUUCUUGGCCGGCGUCAUUGUGUGGCUAGUUUUGAUUGGCGUUAUCUUUGCAUUCACUGCAGCAUCGGCUCUUUUAUGGAUUCACUACAUGGUCGAGACUCGUGAUGCCACAAGAGAUACCAUUGGAAAGCGACGUAUCAAAACUUUUCUGAUUUUGGCCAUCAUUUCCACAAUAAUAACUGUUGCUUUGAUUGUAUCGAUCAUUUUUAUGCGUAAACGCAUAAAACUUGUGAUUGUUCUAUUCAAAGAGGCGGGAAAGGCCGCAUCUGACAUGCCAUUGUUACUGUUGGAACCAAUUUUGACUUUUAUCGCAAUAGCUGGUGUGAUUGCAUUGUGGCUUUAUUUUUCCAUUUGGAUUGAAAGCUCCGGCAGACUAGCCAUACAAAAUACUACAAAUGCAAAGUUCAUCAAAGAUGAUACGAUGAAAGCCACUCGAUGGUACAAUAUGAUGGCAUUAUUUUGGUUGAUUCAAUUUUCAAUUGGCUGUCAACAUAUGGCCAUCGCUGGUGCGGUUGCGGUUUGGUACUUUGCAAGGAAUAAGAAUGACUUAGAUUCACCCAUCCUGACCAGUUUUAGUAAUUUGGUUCAUUAUCAUUUAGGAACGGUGGCAUUGGGCUCACUUUUGAUUGCCCUAAUUCAAAUGUUUCGCUUAUUGCUACAAAUGGCAGAUAACUAUACAAGAGGCAGCGCAAAUCGAGCCACUCAAUGUUGUACCACAGCAUGUCAAUGCUGUUUGGGCAGCUGCCAAAGCUGUCUACAAUACAUCAAUCGAAAUGCAUACAUUGAAACAGCAAUAUAUGGAGAUCCAUUUUUCCGAGCUGGUUCCAAGGCAUACAACAAAUUGAUGUCGAAUAGGUUGCGAGUUUUUACGAUAAAUACGAUUGGUGAUUUCGUAUUGUUCCUGGGCAAAGUAUUCGUUGUAGCGAUCACACUCUUAUGUGGUACGGAGCUAUUACAUUCAAAAACCGAAAUUCAUCACAUAUGGGUACCUCUUACUCUGGCUGGCUUUUUUGCCUAUCUCAUUUCGCACUGUUUUAUUACUGUUUACGAGAUGAUGAUUGACACGAUUUUUUUGUGUUUCUGUGAAGACUGUGAAAUGAAUGAUGGCUUGGAGCGACCGUACUUUAUGCCAGCGACCCUAAUGGAUUUCGUACAAAAUUCGAAAAAAGUGAUGGGAGUUGAUUGAAAAAUACAUUAAUGAAUACUGUCAUCAGUUUUGGGUUUCUGUAGUACAUUACUAGAGAUUGUGUUUGUGAGUCUAUUUUGGUGUAAGUUCAGUAGCUGUUGUUGCAUUUUCUUGGUGUGAAUAUCUAAUAUUUAUCAAAAAAAUGAUAUGUACAAUUUUUUGUCUAGUCAUAAUUAUAUGAAAUGAAUAAGUUUUUUUUUAAA